Canariomyces notabilis is the source of this 1215-nucleotide messenger RNA. RefSeq names its product UDP-galactose transporter. Gene Ontology annotation, molecular function: antiporter activity; GDP-fucose transmembrane transporter activity. Bases 1 to 1215 code for a protein of 404 amino acids. The record is from RefSeq and is a predicted model, not a curated record. NCBI's taxonomy places the organism in Eukaryota, Fungi, Ascomycota, Sordariomycetes, Sordariales, Chaetomiaceae. The transcript has 4 exons. Gene Ontology annotation, cellular component: Golgi apparatus.
AUGUCGAACAAGAAGAACGAGGAUGUUGAGAUGCGCGCCGGCGUCGGCGGCAAUGACUUUGGGAACGAGAAAGACCCAUUUCUGGGGAGGAACUCGCCCGCGAGUCACCGGUCCCGUCGCGAUCCUGGCUUCUCGUCUUAUUUCGACAAGCUUGAUCACAGCCCUGGGGCGUCAAUUCUGGCCUACUGUCUCGCCUCUAUCAGCAUGACUGUUGUCAACAAAUACGUCGUUUCCGGCUCGGCUUGGAACCUGAACUUUUUCUACCUCGCUGUUCAGUCUAUUGUUUGCACAUUGGCGAUUUUGCUUUCCAAGCAAGCGGGCUUGUUGAAGAACCUGGCUCCCUUUGACUCGACCAAGGCGAAGAGAUGGUUCCCAAUUUCGCUGCUGCUCGUUGGCAUGAUUUACACGGGUGCGAAAGCUCUUCAGUUCUUGUCUGUGCCGGUGUAUACCAUCUUCAAGAACCUCACCAUUAUCGUCAUCGCCUACGGAGAGGUCCUCUGGUUCGGUGGCAGUGUUACGCCCCUCGCUCUGCUCUCCUUUGGCCUGAUGGUGCUCAGCUCUGUGGUGGCAGCUUGGGCUGAUAUCCAAGCUGCCAUUGAUGGCGUUCACUCGCUUGAGGCAUCCGACGCGCUUGCGACCCUGAACGCCGGCUAUGCGUGGAUGGGCAUGAACGUCGUCUGCACUUCCUCGUACUUGCUUGGCAUGCGUAAGGUCAUCAAGAAGAUGAAUUUCAAGGACAAUGACAGUAAGGCUACCGUUUCGAGUCACCUAGCCAUGUUCUAUAACAACCUGCUCACCAUUCCUGUCCUUAUUGUCUGCUCGCUGCUGGUCGAGGAUUGGUCCGCCGAGAACCUUGCGAGGAAUUUCCCCGUUGAGACCCGAAACAAGCUGAUGAUUGGUAUGGUUUACUCCGGCUUGGGUGCCAUCUUUAUCUCAUACUGCUCGGCUUGGUGCAUUCGUGUUACCUCCUCGACGACAUACUCCAUGGUCGGCGCCUUGAACAAACUUCCCAUCGCCAUCAGCGGCCUAAUCUUCUUCGAUGCGCCCAUUACUUUCGGCAGCGUCACAGCCAUCUUUAUUGGCUUCGUCAGCGGUCUGGUCUAUGCAUGGGCUAAGGUCCGGCAAAAGGCACAGGAUGCUGGCGUCUUGCCCACCAGCAACAAGCCCAUGAUGAGCGCCAGCUCGCAAAGCAACAGGGACGCCGCGAACUCGUGA